UGCAGAUUCACAUGGGUAUACAAGGCUCAGGACCCUGAGCACGCCAAUCGAUCCUCGUCACCUACCACCAUGACACUCUCGCGAUCUCUGGCGCAGGGUAUCACUAUAGGUGUGCCGUGCAAGAAGGGCACCGGCGGCAACGACAAUCGAGGACCGUCUAUCGCCGCGGAAGCCAUCGAUGAAGGGCCUCCAAACGGGCCUCCAAAUGGGCCUCCCAAGGGGCUGAGCCCUUUCCCGCCCUUCUCUGUACCCACCACACCCACUCCCCACCACAAACCCCAAUACACAUCCACCUACACGCACACCAACAUGGAGUCCCACACCGUCCAUGACCGGCACGUACAGCCAAGACCCGCCACACCCCCCGGGCCAGAACAACCGUCGUCUCUCGGCAACGCACACGCACCGCCUGUGCGCCGGACAGCGUCGUAUGCAGAGAGCUCGAGCGGCACUAGUAGUGAGAUGGGGCUGUUGGUGUCCAAGACAGCUGAUGCGGGCCAUUCUCCGUACACGGGCGGAUGGGAUUGUAGAUAUGGCAGACGGGAUGGGCACGUAGGAGACGGGGAUUGGACGAGAAAUGCCUUGUUUCAUAGAGAUUACAGGGGAGAUCCGGUGGGGCGUGCAUUGUUUGAUAGAGAGGGCUAUGGCGAUGCGCAAUAUAAGAAAGACCCGGGCAAGGACGAGAACUCGCUCCGGGCUGCGUCGAUCUAUAUGCAGAUCAACUCCUUAAGUGGCAAUUUCAGCCAAACGUCCAGUGCCGAAAGCAGUCAGUGCAACAGCAGGUCUAACAGCAAGACCUUCAUACGCACGAGUCUGCACGCGCGUGCACACUCCAAUGUCGACAUGAGCGAGCACACGGAUACCAAUCUCUCCAUGCAGGACAACCCACGCCCCUUAUCCCCGAUAGAUACACUUGUGUAUGCACGGGUGGUGUCCGUGGGAGGCACACCCAACCCGGAACGGAUAGACACGGACGUUCGAUCACUCAAACCACACACGCGUACGCAUCCACGUGUGGGCCGUUGCGGCAGUAUGCCAUCGGCGAUGGACAGGCGUAGGGAAGGUACCAACGGCAGCUCAUCAGGAACAAAUCUACCGGUACAAUGGAAGGGUGUGGAUGCCUCAGGUAAAGGGAAAGGAACAAAGCUGCAAGUGGACGAGUUUUACACCGAAAUUAAGAACGUGCAUAGAGACGAGACUAAAGAUUAUCCACCUUCAUGACAGUAUUCCGACAGAAUUUAAAUAUAGUAAGUAGUAUAAAAAUAAUACAUUCG
Molecule: messenger RNA, 1274 nt
Organism: Sphaeroforma arctica JP610
Lineage: Eukaryota; Ichthyosporea; Ichthyophonida
Exons: 4
Coding region: 70-1221 (383 amino acids)
Source: RefSeq, a predicted model, not a curated record